Olea europaea var. sylvestris is the source of this 1056-nucleotide messenger RNA. RefSeq lists its product as uncharacterized. Bases 1 to 1056 code for a protein of 351 amino acids. The transcript is spliced from 2 exons. Lineage: Eukaryota; Viridiplantae; Streptophyta; Magnoliopsida; Lamiales; Oleaceae. The record is from RefSeq and is a predicted model, not a curated record.
AUGGAAUAUGGUCUCUUCAGACACUUCCUCCAGGAAAGAAGCCAAAUGGCUGCAAAUGGGUAUACAAGAUCAAAUUCAAACUCGAUGCACCUUCACCAACUUGACGUCAACAAUGCUUUCUUGCAUGGAGAUCUUGAUGAAGAUGUCUACAUGACUUUACCUCCUGAUUUCGGACGAAAGGGGGAGACAAGAGUUUGCAAGCUUCACAAAUCAUUGUAUGGUCUCAAACAAGCAUCUCGCCAAUGGUUUAUCAAACUCACCACUGCCCUCAAACGAGCCAACUUCAAACAAUCAAAGGCCGACUAUUCCUUGUUCGUCCGAUCCCAAGAUGGUAAAUUCACUACUCUCCUUAUUUAUGUAAAUGACGUCAUCCUUGUAGGAAAUAAUCUACAAGACAUUGAAGAUACCAAGUCAUUUUUAAGAGAUCAAUUUAAAUUGAAGGACCUUGGGCAAUUGAAAUAUUUUCUUGGAAUAAAAGUUGCACGAUCCAACAAAGGCAUUGUUCUUUCACAACGAAAGUAUGCUCUCGAAAUUCUCGAAGAUGUUGGUUAUCUAGGGGCCAAACCAAUCUCUUUUCCCAUGGAGCAAAACUUGUCCCUUGGUAAGUUUGAUGGGGACUAUAUUAGUGAUCCUUCUUCAUAUCGAAGGCUUGUUGGACGACUAAUUUACUUGACUAUCACACGACCUGAUUUGACAUAUGCGGUACAUGUUCUAAGCCAAUUUAUGGACAAACCACGAGUCCCACACCAAGAAGCAGCUUAUCGUGUAUUACGUUAUGUGAAGCAAACACCAGGUCAAGGAAUUUUUCUUCCUACAGAUAGUUCAAUCCAAUUAAAUGCAUUUUGUGAUGCGGAUUGGGCUAGAUGUCAUAAUACUCGACGAUCUGUCACUGGGUAUUGUAUAUUUCUUGGAAGUUCAUUAAUUUCCUGGAAAAGCAAGAAGCAAACUACGAUAUCACGAUCUAGCGCAGAAGCUGAGUAUCGAUCUAUGGCUGCAACUUAUUGUCAGAUUACUUGGUUGAAAUACAUCCUACAAGAUUUGGGCAUCCAACACUGA